AUGAACGAUGAUACUGGAGCUGACAUUUGCACUAUCACCGAAAGCGACGUAAAUGCCUUGACAGCCGCCGCUCAAACCGCAAGUGCAUCCCGUAUCACACAGCCACUUCUGCUUGGUUACAUCGGGGUGCAAACCUCUGAUGGGCGUGUCAACUUUGAACCGAGACGGAGGUUGCGACACGUGAACGGUGUUCCUAACGGAUACUCUGGCUUACUUCCAGGUAAGGAAGCACGGCAAAACGUCGACGCUAAUGGCAAUGACAGUGGUGAGAAUGGUGACGAUGAUGGCACCAAAACCAGUCCCAAUACCACUACCGAAGCCCCAUUCGAUCUAGAAGGCACCGAAGGAAUUGAAAUGGACGAGGUCGUAGUCCUGGGGUGGCAAAGAUGGCAACGGGAGUUGAGAAGUAUAGUCUAA
Molecule: messenger RNA, 417 nt
Organism: Penicillium angulare
Lineage: Eukaryota; Fungi; Ascomycota; Eurotiomycetes; Eurotiales; Aspergillaceae
Exons: 3
Coding region: 1-417 (138 amino acids)
Source: RefSeq, a predicted model, not a curated record